Messenger RNA from Dermochelys coriacea (leatherback sea turtle), 2396 nucleotides. RefSeq names its product calcium/calmodulin dependent protein kinase I (gene CAMK1). The record is from RefSeq and is a predicted model, not a curated record. NCBI's taxonomy places the organism in Eukaryota, Metazoa, Chordata, Testudines, Dermochelyidae. Gene Ontology annotation, cellular component: intracellular anatomical structure. The transcript is spliced from 8 exons. Gene Ontology annotation, biological process: peptidyl-serine phosphorylation. Gene Ontology annotation, molecular function: calcium/calmodulin-dependent protein kinase activity; calmodulin binding; ATP binding. The coding region runs from base 623 to 1672 and encodes 349 amino acids.
UUACUUACUUUCCAGUGGCUGGGUUGUUGGCCCCACACUCGCUCGGAAGCUCGGGUCUGGAGCGGUGUUUGCUGCUGUGGUCGAGGGCGGCCCAGAGACCUACGGAGAGGAGCUGUCUGGCAGGCCAGGAGCCCCUGGGACAAGGAAUCCGUUGGCAGUUGCUGGGCGGCUGGUUUCGGAGGCUGUCUCUCUGCUGCCCAGUAGAACAGGGCAGGGGCCGCUGUGGAAGAGUUUUAUGGCAGUUGCCUGUAGUGGUUUCCAUACAGCACAAGGGUGCGUGGAGCUGCCUUCACAGGGAUCCCGGGCCCUUCUCUUCGAUCUGGACUUUCUGAAAUAUCCUGGCUUGCGUUUGUGCCGGGGUGCACUGCAGGGCAUGUUGGUUUCUCUGCAGAUGCCAGAGGUGCCAGCCAUGGGCAAGCAGCAGCCGAUUCGUCUCCCGGGGGCAGGCAGGGCUCAGAGCUCACGAGGCUGGUUUGGGCUCCAGGUGGUGCAGGGAGCUACGCUGGUCAGGAAGGUGGCCCAGCACUCCGGCGUGUAACUUUGCCAGGCUGUACCUAGCUCAGGCCCCUUCCCAGCCCAGCUGCGACCGAGAGGAGCAGAUGCUGUUUGCCUAGGGUUAGAAAUGCCUCACGCAGCUCUAGCAUUUCCAUGCCUGGGCGAUGGGAUGGGAAGUUACGCAGCCUCGUGCUCUGGGGCCAAGGGGGCUCUGCCUGGUCUCGGAAGCCUGGCCCAAGGGUGCUGUGUUCUGAGCCGCAGAAGAGUUUUGGUCUCGUGUGUCUGUGAAUUCUCCAAAGCUCCUAUUUGCACUGAGUGCUCCAGCCCCUCAGACGCAGGAAAUGCAAUGUGGGGCACACAGGAUGCCCUGUCGCGUGGGGGGCCGUGUGUGGCUGGGGAGCUGGAGCCAGCCGGGGCCUGGCUGACCCCCGUCUCGGUGCAGCCCGAGAACCUGCUCUAUUACAGCCCGGACCCGGACUCCAAGAUCAUGAUCAGCGACUUCGGGCUGUCAAAGAUUGAGGGCUCUGGCAGCGUCUUGUCCACGGCCUGCGGGACCCCCGGCUAUGUGGCCCCGGAGGUGCUGGCCCAGAAGCCCUACAGCAAGGCUGUGGAUUGCUGGUCCAUUGGUGUCAUCGCCUACAUCCUGCUGUGUGGUUACCCCCCCUUCUAUGACGAGAAUGAUGCGAAGCUCUUUGAGCAGAUCUUGCGGGCCGAGUACGAAUUUGACUCGCCCUACUGGGACGACAUCUCCGAGUCAGCCAAAGAUUUCAUCCAGCACUUAAUGGAGAAGGAUCCCAGCAAGCGCUUCACAUGUGAGCAGGCCCUGCAGCACCCCUGGAUCGCCGGGGACACUGCGCUGGACAAGAACAUCCACCAGUCUGUCAGUGAGCAGAUCAAAAAGAACUUCGCCAAGAGCAAGUGGAAAGAGUUGGAGCCAGUCCCCAUUAGCGGCACCCAUUCACAGCCCCCUGUCCUGGUGCAGCAAGCGUUCAAUGCCACUGCCGUGGUGAGACACAUGAGGAAGCUGCAGCUUGGAACCAGCCAGGAAGGACCAGGGCAAACCACUCCACCCAGCCCCUGCGACCUGCUGGAGGCUGGCGCCAGCAACGCAGGGUCAGACUCCAGGGGCUGCGACAGGUUGCUGGGGCCCAGCUCUCACUGCCCCCCCCAGGACUGACAGCACCCAGCAUGGCCCUGCCCCGUGGGGGCCCUGGCAGGCUGGGCUCCAAACUUGGGGAUGACCUGCGCAGGGUGGGUGGUGGCGCUGGCAUUGGCAUCUCAUUGCUGCAGCUGCCAUGAUCCAAGCUGGGUGACUGGACGCAGGCUGCAGCCCUGGCAGGGCACAGCAGAGAGCUGUCCCAGGACGGAGCCUCCGUGGGAGAUAGCAACCGCAGCUGGCGCUUGAGGCACGGACACCCCUGCUGCAGGGUCCAGGCUAGGAGCCUAGCAUCUCCCCUGGGGCAGAGCCAGGCCCAGCCUCCCUGGGGGCCACGCCUGGGCUGCAGCCCUGGGCCAGGCACACUGACCCCCCAACAUGCUGGGUCUUGCAUGUACUUGCUCACACCACUGCAGCCCCCUUCCCUCCCUCUCUGCUGUAGGGAGCUCAGGAGCUGGGACUCGCACUCUGGCCGGAUGCCCAACAAGGGGCCCUGAGCAGGCUACUUGCCUAGCUCUGCUGAGGGGGUGGGGAGGGUAGGGCUUGGUGCAGCCAAGCUGCAGGGUGAGUGGGUGGGGCUGGGGCUGGCCUCUGCUGUGGAACAAGGGGCCUGGUUCACCUACUGCAGCCCCCAUUCCUGCCCCCCACACCCGUGUCCCCGGCCCCUUCCCGCAUGUUCAAGCAGAAUUUCCACGCAAGCCUGUUUCUACAUUGACACUUGUAUUAAAGGAAAGCAGUGAAUGCA